AUGGACUGUGAUUCUUGGGCUCACUCCUUCUGCCUCGCUUGCGACAAGCAGGUCCAAUCAUCAACUGAUGCCUACUGUUCCGAGUCUUGCAGACUGGCCGACUUCGAGAAGACCUCAACAACAAGCUCUCAAGCCAGCUCGCCCGGUCUCGCUUCUCCUCCUUGCCAAUGGUCAUCGAAAUCCUCCAGCUCGGGCUUCUACCUGUCCCCCGCCUACGAUUUCUCUAACGCAAAGCCAUACGGAUCAAGGCACAUGAGCCAACCUACUUUCAAGCCUUACGGCACUGAGCAGUCAACUAUCCGAUCCCUCACUCCUUCGAGCUCCCACAGCAGCCUUUGCUCCAUGCAAAGUACCUCAACAACAGGAGAGUCAAGCCAACUGUCAGACAAGGCGAGGAAGGAACUCCGAGCAUACGCAGUGUCCUUCGACAAUGUGAGGACCCAGCGAAGGCGUUCAUACUAA
Messenger RNA from Fusarium fujikuroi IMI 58289, 462 nucleotides. RefSeq lists its product as uncharacterized. The transcript has a single exon. Lineage: Eukaryota; Fungi; Ascomycota; Sordariomycetes; Hypocreales; Nectriaceae. The record is from RefSeq and is a predicted model, not a curated record. Bases 1 to 462 code for a protein of 153 amino acids.